Molecule: messenger RNA, 1462 nt
Organism: Lycium ferocissimum
Lineage: Eukaryota; Viridiplantae; Streptophyta; Magnoliopsida; Solanales; Solanaceae
Product: NEP1-interacting protein-like 1
Exons: 5
Coding region: 534-1253 (239 amino acids)
Source: RefSeq, a predicted model, not a curated record
AACCUUACCGCAGACCAUUUCUCCAACUUACAUACAAAGUAUAAAUAGAGAUGCUUGGCAUGUGAUUUCAAUUCGUGGAUCACAUAAACACUACAGCAAUUACCAAAGACAUAAAAAUAAUUUUCAUUUGUCAAAAAAGAAGCUUCACUUUUUCUAGUGGCCUUUGAAUUUUAGGCAAAAGAAGCCAAAUAUUAAUUCAAUCCCGAUCAUAUAUUUUUCUCUUUUGCCUUUUUCUUUUUACUAUCAUCAUCGUGGGAGGAAAAAAAAGUAAGCAAAGCCAUAAAUGCGAGUUGGUUUGUGUAGGUUAUUGUCAUCACCUUUGGCUUAGCAACUAAGAUUACUCCCUUCCCUUUGCCUUAUACAUCUUCCACUUAACUUCUUCUCUUGUUAUAUAUACAGCCGCUACUUUCAAAUAACAAACUAUAUUUCUAUAUCUGUCUGUUAUAUAGCUGCUUUCUUGGAACCCCAAUAUCUUUAUUAGCACAGAUAGUAAAGACAAACCCCAAGAUUUUCUUGAAUCAGCCAAAAAAAAAAUGGAGUUUUAUGCAUAUCCAUCUCGUGCUUUGCCUUCAUCAUCUUCUAUUUCUUCUUUUUCAAUUGGGGAUUUGGUUGAAAGGGUUAAAGAUUGUUUCAGCCUUGCGGUUUCUACAAUUGUCGGCAAUGUAUUCUCUGCAAUCUUCACCUUCUUCUUUGCACUAGUGGGAACUUUAUUAGGAGCAAUGACUGGAGCUUUGAUUGGGCAAGAAACAGAAAGUGGAUUUGUUAGAGGUGCUGCAGUUGGUGCCAUAUCUGGUGCUGUUUUCUCUCUUGAAGUCUUUGAAUCAUCUCUAUUACUAUGGCAGACUGAUGAAUCUGGAAUUGGAUGUCUUCUUUACUUGAUUGAUGUAAUUGCGAGCCUAUUAAGCGGCAGACUAGUUCGUGAGCGGAUUGGUCCAGCUAUGCUAAGUGCAGUGCAAAGUCAGAUGGGAGCCGUUGAAACUGCAUAUGACGAGAUCCCUAACAUUUUCGAUAUAGGUGGUGCAAAGGGUUUGCCUUGUGAUUCUGUUGAAAAGAUCCCUAAGAUUGUAAUUACUAAUGAUAACGAUGUUGAUGAUUCUGGAGAGAGAGUCUCCUGUUCAGUCUGCCUACAGGACUUUCAACUGGGAGAGACUGCUAGAUGUUUACCACAAUGUCAUCACAUGUUUCACCUUCCGUGCAUUGAUACAUGGCUGUUGAGACAUGGAUCUUGUCCAUUGUGCAGAAGGGAUCUGUAGGUGACUGUACUCUGUAUAUGAUAACAUGGUUUUUUAAUUUCUUCGUACUCGCUCUUAGGAUUUCUCUCUCACUUGUACCAAUUUUCCUGGAAAUAUGAUGUAAUUAGAGUAUGUGCUCCUUUGAGCUUGAUCUUUGUAGUUGAUUACCCUCCUGUAUAGAAUUUUGAGCAAUCAUAGUGUACUCUACUUCCACGAAGUAGCACUUUGUA